This is a messenger RNA of Sipha flava (yellow sugarcane aphid), 1588 nucleotides long. RefSeq names its product putative GTP-binding protein 6. NCBI's taxonomy places the organism in Eukaryota, Metazoa, Arthropoda, Insecta, Hemiptera, Aphididae. The transcript has a single exon. Gene Ontology annotation, molecular function: ribosome binding; GTP binding. Gene Ontology annotation, cellular component: cytoplasm. The record is from RefSeq and is a predicted model, not a curated record. Bases 27 to 1469 code for a protein of 480 amino acids.
GAACGCGAGCGCGGGCGAUUGCCGUGAUGGUGUCGACCGCUCGUGACAUUGGCACGUUGUUCGGCGAGCCAUGGUCACGUCGCCGGUACUGCAGCCGCCACCACCACCACGAGGAUAUCGACGCGGACGAUGAUGUGCAGAUGCGGGAUUUCAUCGACAGACAGCUGAAACUGGCGCCGAUGGGCCAUCAGGUGCUUGUGAUCCAGCCGUACAUCAAGUGGGGCGCUAACAAGGACCGGAGCACGCGGCCCGAGGUGAAGGCCGAGGAGAGCGGGUCGUUGGUGCGCACGUUGUCCGGUUGGAAGGUGGUGGAAACGAUGCUCGUGGGUCUGACAUCGUUCCGCAAGCACACGUUCUUCGGGCCGGGCAACGUGGAUGCGAUAGCACUCAAGGUGCAACAGAACAAACGCGUGUCGGCCGUGUUCAUCAGCGUCAAUGUGCUGAAACCCGUGCAGCACCAGCACUUGGAGCACCGGUUCCGCGUGCCCGUAUACGACCGGUACCUGAUGGUGAUACAGAUCUUUCGGCAGCACGCCACUACGCGGGAGGCCAAGCUGCAAGUGGCGCUAGCCGAGGUGCCGUACAUCUGGUCGCGAAUACGUGGCGUACAAGAGGGCUACGCCGAGCGAUUGGGCACCGAGGCGGGCCAGAUAGUACUCAGCGGUAACCUGGGGUUCAGCGACAAGAAGGAUUUGCUCAAGGAGUACGAGAAGAAGCUGAAGCGGUCCGUGGACAAGUUGCGGGGCCACCGCGGACACUUGAGGCAUGGCCGCAAGGGCAAGGACCUACCCGUGGUCGCGGUGGUGGGUUACACGAACGCGGGCAAGACGUCUUUAGUGCGCGCGCUCACCGGCGACGAAGGACUCGCGCCUCGCGAUUGUCUGUUCGCCACGCUCGACGUGACCGUGCACGGUGGCAUAUUGCCGUCCAACGUGCGCGUUCUUUACGUGGACACGAUUGGUUUCAUAUCGGAUAUACCGACCAGACUGAUCGAGCCGUUCGUGGCCACGCUCGAGGACGCCAUGUUUGCCGACGUGAUCAUUCACGUUACGGACGUGUCGCAUCCGAAUGCCGCUGUUCAGAAACAGCACGUGGAGAAGACGCUUAAGGAUUUGAGCUUGGACGUCGACCUGUUGGACCGCGUAAUAGACGUCAGCAACAAGGUGGACCGCAUGACCGAAUCGUUGCAAUCGCAGCAGUGUGACGAUGAUGCGGUAAUGGUGUCAUGCACCACUGGAGCGGGCCUGGACAAGCUCAAGACUCGGAUUGAAGAACGGGUGAUGGAGGUGACGGGCAGGCGAGUGGUAAAGAUCAGGGUGCUCACCGGUCGUGAAGAGUACGAAUGGCUGAGGGCGCACACGGCCGUAGUCGGUGUCGAAGCUGACGGCGAACACUCCGUCGUCCAAGCGGUCGUCACUAAAUCCGAUUUGGACGUUUUCAGAAGUCUGUUCAUACGCAAGAAGAAUUGAUAUUGAUAAUUUGAUCGUUUUCAUGCGGAUAACACACGACGCUGUUGCAGUUGUUUCUUUUGUAGAACUAUUUUGGAAUUUUUUUUUUUAUGAUCAAUAAAUAAAUCGUAAACCACGAA